Molecule: messenger RNA, 440 nt
Organism: Pimephales promelas (fathead minnow)
Lineage: Eukaryota; Metazoa; Chordata; Actinopteri; Cypriniformes; Leuciscidae
Gene: cox14
Product: cytochrome c oxidase assembly factor COX14
Source: RefSeq, a predicted model, not a curated record
UUACGAAAUGUAACUGCGCAUGCGCAUAACCAUUUGCCUCUGACAUUGAGAACGAGCUGCAUUUCCUCUUACUUUGAAUUGGUUAUUAAACAGAUCCAUCAUGCUCGGUGUGAAGCGCAUUGCAGACGCCGGUUAUAAGCUGUUCUCGGGCUCCAUGAUGCUGCUGACGGUGUACGGCGGAUACCUGUGUGUCCUGCGGGCUCAUCGCUACAUGCAGAAACAGAAACAGCUAGCGGCACAGAGCGAGACUACAGAGACCGUCAAAGACUGAACACAAUCGCGUACCCGGACACUGAUCAUGUCACACGGGUGGGACUCUCAGAAACACACCUGCGCUCAUGAACCUCCAAGGCUUCGUUUGUCUAGUAACACCAAUGAGGUCUCUGCUAUGGAAACAGUGAUUUAUGUUGUAAUAUAUUAAAUGUUCCUUGUGAAAUCUA